This is a messenger RNA of Hibiscus syriacus, 2192 nucleotides long. RefSeq names its product phytosulfokine receptor 1-like. The record is from RefSeq and is a predicted model, not a curated record. Lineage: Eukaryota; Viridiplantae; Streptophyta; Magnoliopsida; Malvales; Malvaceae. Gene Ontology annotation, molecular function: protein binding. The transcript has a single exon. Bases 128 to 2173 code for a protein of 681 amino acids.
GAUGAAUUGACUGUUCAAGCUCCGAAGAAGUCAAUAGGUUACAAUUAAUGCAAGUCCUGUUGCAUUUUAAACGUGAAAUUAUAUCAGUCAAUCAUUGACAGUAGAACCGACCUCCGUGGGCAUCCCAAUGGUGUCUAUGGCUUUCCUUUUGGUGGUGGUUAUCAUGUUCCGGCAGAUGAUACAUGGAUCUCAAGAACCGGCGUGCCAUUUUAACGACUUAGCCGCCCUCAAAGGUUUCUCCAAGAGUUUAGAAUCGGAUAUUGGCGGGUGGAACUGGAACAGCUCCAACUGCUGCUCCUUUACAGGCAUCACCUGUGACCCUUCCUCUGCAUCAAAUGAAAGAGUAGUCCGGUUGGAGCUUGGGAACACAAGACUUACAGGGACAUUAUCUGACGCUUUGGUCAGAUUGGGGCAACUCAGAAUCCUGAACCUCUCUCAUAAUUCUCUCCACGGUACUAUUCCUACGAACCUGUAUCAUUUUUGGAACCUGGAAAUCCUUGACUUGAGAAACAAUUAUUUCGUCGGUUCAUUUCCUUCUGUAAUUCGUUUACCAUCACUCAAGUAUCUCGAUCUCUCCAAGAAUUCUUUCUCGAGUUUCCCUGGUAAACAAUUCUGUCAAACUUCAUCUCGUAUUCGCUAUCUUAAUCUUGCAAAUAACUUGUUCAGAGAAGCUUCCUUACGUUUGGAUAACUGUACUUCAUUGUGUUUUGUUUUCCUUAAUGGAAAUGGUCUGUCUGGAUCUUUCCUGGAGAGCUUGUUCCUGCUGCAACAUCUCAGAGUACUUCACCUUCAACAAAAUAUGUUUUCAGGGCCUCUGAGUUACGGAAUCAGUAGCCUUUCUAACCUUGUUGAACUCGACAUCUCCUCAAAUGGCUUCGAUGGAAGUCUUCCGGAUGUUUUCGGGAGACUGAGAAAGCUAGAAUCGUUCUCUGCCAGCUCAAAUAGAUUAACUGGAUUAUUGCCUGUUUCUUUAGUGAAUUCUGCUUCACUUUCCAGGAUUGAUCUGCACAACAACAGCCUAUCUGGUCCAAUCCGAUUAAAUUGUUCAGCAAUGACCCGAGUCAACUGGCUCAGUUUUUCAUUUAACAAGUUUCAGGGGCCAGUUCCUGCUAGUCUUUCCUCAUGCCGGAACUUAAGAAAUCUGGAUCUUACACACAACAAACUUGGUGGUGUAGUUCCAUUCCAGUUUAAAAAUCUGCAGGCACUACAGUUCCUCUCUUUGGCUAAUACCAGCAUCAAUAAUAUAUCCACAGCACUUGAGAUACUACAACACUGCAAAAGAUUGAAAAUAUUGGCCCUUGGUUUGAACUUUUACCAGGAGGAAAUGCCUAGCAACGUGAAUCUGCAAUUCCCAAGGCUCAAGGCACUUAUUAUUCCAUUUUGUUACCUAAGAGGUUCUCUUCCAAUUUGGUUGAGUAAUUGCAAAAUGUUGCAAAUGCUGGAUCUGUCAUUGAAUUCAUUGGGAGGUUCCAUUCCUUGUUGGGUAGGCAAGUUCAAAUAUCUCUUUUACUUGGACUUGUCUAACAAUUCCUUUUCCGGGGAGAUACCGGAAAGUUUAACAGGGCUAGAAAACCUUGUCCACACUACAGCUCUACUCAAAGAAUCAUCUGAACACUUCUCACUGGUAAAAAGCACCGAGCAAGGUAAGCGUCGCUUGAGAUAUAAGGAUAUGUGGAGCUUCCAGCCGACGAUCGACUUAAGUUGGAAUAAGUUAAGUGGACCAAUAUGGCCAAGCUUCGGAAACUUGAAAAAUCUUCAUGUUCUGAUAUUGAAAGAGAACAACCUUUCAGGAACCAUUCCAGGUAGUCUGUCAGGGAUGACAAACUUGGAAGUAUUGGAUUUGUCUCAUAACAGUCUCUCUGGUGAAAUACCUGCUUCACUGGUCCAUCUCAGCUUCUUGUCAAUGUUGAGUGUAUCAUACAAUAGGCUUCAUGGGGAUAUACCUUCUGGAGGUCAGUUUUUGACAUUUCCUGAAUCAAGUUUUGAAGGGAACCACGCUCUAUGCUCUACCAUACUCAGACCUUGUCUGCCAAAACAGAUUCCUCCACUUGUUGUGUCCCCAGCUGAAAAUAUGAAGAUUGUGGGUUGGAAUUUUGGCAUUGGAGCUGCAUUUGGCUUCAUUCUCAUCGUCUUCUUUUGCUUCAAAUCAGGCUGGGUGCAUCCCAGACGAUGACAACCAUAUUUCAAGACGA